Molecule: messenger RNA, 2997 nt
Organism: Nerophis lumbriciformis (worm pipefish)
Lineage: Eukaryota; Metazoa; Chordata; Actinopteri; Syngnathiformes; Syngnathidae
Gene: cyp11c1
Product: cytochrome P450, family 11, subfamily C, polypeptide 1
Biological process (GO): cortisol metabolic process; cholesterol metabolic process; C21-steroid hormone biosynthetic process
Cellular component (GO): mitochondrial inner membrane
Molecular function (GO): oxidoreductase activity, acting on paired donors, with incorporation or reduction of molecular oxygen; monooxygenase activity; iron ion binding
Source: RefSeq, a predicted model, not a curated record
AGCAACUUUCAAAGUUUCAGAGCAGCUUUAAUAAGGAAGAAAAUAGUUAAAGGAGUGAGUGUUUUGCCACCUGCUGGUGUUUUAGAAGUACUGCACCCCAUACAUCCUUUUUUAUUUGGUGACAACAAGCCAAAGAAAAAGCCAACAUUUGUCAACAUAAAGCAACUUACACACGCAUAGUCUCCGAGGCGCGUUGGAGAGUGUCCAGUAACAAACGUGUCCGCAUCGCUCCUCUUACCGUGUCACGAUUUCUCUGGAAUUAUUCCACUUUGCAUCAGUCCAUCUUAGAUGAGCUCGGGCCCAGCAAAGCGUUUCUGGGUGUUGUUGAUAAAUGGCUUUGGCUUUGCAUAGGAUCAUGUUUUUGUUAUAUUCUGUUAGUUUUGGACUCCCUUGGUUCCUGUUUUUGUGCAACCUUGUUUGUUUUUAGUUACCAUGGGUCCUUAUUGUUUCCACCUGUCUCUGAUUGGUGCUCGGGACGCUCUCCUGUUUCCCCGAGCACUAAUCAGAGGCAUUAUUUAAGCCUGCCUUUGCCGGUCAGUCGGCCUGACUUCAUUGUUUGCUUCAUGCCCAGUUACGUGAGUAUUCCUUGUCUUUUGCCUAUGCUAAGUAGUAGCCUUAGCUUCCAGUGCGAUCAGCACGUUGUUCCGUCGGCUUGUUUUCUGUUUUGGCACUUGUUGGAGUUGUUUUUGAGAACAAAUCAUGUUCCUACCUGCACGUCCUGUCCGGAGUGGUCCGUUUGGAACGAACCUCGCAGCAAACUGUGACCCCCCCGCUCGUGACCCAUGGCAGAGAUUUAAAUUGCACUUACGGAUGUAGCGUCAACAUAGAGCAACUUAGGCGUGUGCGAGAGUUUCCAGUAACAAACGUGUCCGCAUCGCUCCACGUAAGGUGUCACAAUUUCUCUGGAAUUAUUCCACUUUGCAUCAGUCCAUCUUAGAUGAGCCAAGCGUUUCUGGGUGUUGUUGAUAAAUGGCUGUGGCUUUGCAUAGGAGAGUUUUAACUUGCACUUACAGAUGUAGCGGCCAACUGUAGUUACUGACAGUGAUAAUGAAUUAUUUGUGACCACUCCGCUAUUACCACUCCACUUCAACUUUUUAAAGACAGUUCUGUGUAAAACUUUGUGUACUCAUGGUAGAAAUACUAGUGAGUACUUUGCAAGAAUGUCAUGUAAAAUAACUGUUGUGAGUAAAAGUGAUGAAUAUUGUGUAUGAGUCUCUUUUCCUUUUGAUGCUUCUUCUCUUGACCCGCACACCUCUACGUCCAUAAAUCGUCAGCUCCUGUCAGGAGGUCCAAGGAUGCCAGACGGAGGGAAUAAACAGAGCCGACACCGGGCCCCCCACCACCAGGACCAUGUCCAAGGCGGCGGGAGCGUGCGUCCGAGCCGGGCUCCGCCUGGGAGCGCCCAGCAGGGCUCUGGCGGUGGCGGUGCCGGCACCCGGAGAGGGCAGGCGAGGUGCGGGAGGAGAGGACGGAGUGAGGAGCUUCCAGGAGAUCCCUCACACGGGCAGGAGCGGAUGGAUCAACCUGGUCCAGGUCUGGAGGGAGGACGGCUUCAGGCUGCUCCACAAGCGCAUGGAGAGGACCUUCCAGAACCUUGGACCUAUUUACAGAGAGAAGCUGGGCACCCAGAGCAGCGUGAACAUUAUGUUGCCUGGCGACGUGGCGCAGCUGUACCGCUCCGAGGGCCCGUACCCGCGGCGGAUGAUCCUGCAGCCGUGGGCGACGCACCGAGAGACUCGCCAGCACAGCAAGGGAAUCUUCCUCAAGAACGGUGAGGAGUGGCGCUCCGACCGCCUCCUCCUCAACAAGGAGGUGAUGGUGAGCGCCGCCGUCCGGCGUUUCCUCCCCCUGCUGGACCAGGUGGCCAGGGAUUUCUGUCGGAUGCUCGGGGACCGGGUGGAGGCCGCGGGCGGCAGACUGACGCUGGACCCCAGUCCGGACCUCUUCCGCUUUGCACUGGAAGCCAGCUGCCAUGUUCUCUACGGCGAGCGUGUGGGCCUCUUCUCCUCCUCGCCCUCGCUGGAGUCAGAGAAGUUCAUCAUGGCGGUGGAAAGAAUGUUGGCCACGACUCCGCCCCUCCUCUACCUGCCCACCUCCCUGCUGGAACGCGUGGGCGCCUCCCUGUGGACUCAGCACGCCGCAGCCUGGGACCACAUCUUCAGCCAAGCCGAGAGCAGCAUCCAGAGGGGCUUCCGGCGCUUGUCCUCCGAGAUGGCCGCCGGGACCAAGACAGACCAGUACAGCGGCGUUCUGGGACAACUGCUGGAGAAAGGACAGCUGUCUCAAGACCUCAUCAAGGCCAACAUCACUGAGCUGAUGGCUGGAGCUGUUGACACGGUGAGUGUGGGUCUCUGUGUGUGUGGGUUUGUGUGUGUUGAUGUUGUGUUGCCGUGUCCCCAGACUGCGGUCCCCCUGCAGUUCGCUCUGUUCGAGUUGAGUCGUAACGUGGACGUGCAGGACAGCGUGAGGCAGCAGGUGAAGGCGUCGUGGGCUCAAGCAGGCGGUGAUCCUCACAAAGCCCUGCAGGGGGCGCCACUGCUUAAAGGCACCGUGAAGGAGAUUCUAAGGUUGUAUCCAGUAGGCAUCGCUGUUCAGCGAUAUCCCGUAAGAGAUAUCAUUCUUCACAACUACAAGGUUCCAGCAGGGACCAUGGUCCAAGUGUGUCUUUACCCUCUGGGGAGGAGUGCAGAGGUCUUUGACAAGCCGCUGACCUUUGACCCUGGGCGGUGGGGGGUGGAGAGAGGAGGCGAGGAGGGGGCGGGCUUUCGCUCGCUGGCGUUCGGCUUCGGGGCGAGACAAUGUGUCGGCCGCAGGAUCGCAGACAACGAGAUUCAACUCUGCCUCAUGCACAUCCUGCUGAACUUCCACCUCAGUGUGUCGUCCUCACAAGACCUCGACACCAAAGUCACGCUCAUCCUUCAGCCCGAGACUCCACCCAGGAUCACCUUCCGGAAGAUCUGACACACACACACACACACACACACACACACACACACA